This is a messenger RNA of Manduca sexta (tobacco hornworm), 1783 nucleotides long. Its product is annotated as esterase FE4. The record is from RefSeq and is a predicted model, not a curated record. Lineage: Eukaryota; Metazoa; Arthropoda; Insecta; Lepidoptera; Sphingidae. The coding region runs from base 49 to 1695 and encodes 548 amino acids. The transcript has 3 exons.
GUGUAAUGGAACGAAUUUUAGUAUUGGAAACAGUUUCAAACCAUCAAGAUGUAUUUUGGGACGCUAAUCAUAUGUGUUGUACUAGUAAAUGUGCAGAGUCAAGGAAUUCAAGAGACGAGAAUAGUAAACAUAGACCAAGGACCGGUGCGAGGAUAUAAGAAUCCAGGGGAGGGAUUCUAUUCGUUCUACAACAUACCCUUUGCAACUGUUAGGGAAAGAUUUAAGGCGCCAUCUCCACCACCCACAUGGACAACACCUUUCGAUGCCGUAGAUCGGGGCAUCAUUUGCCCUCAGGGUCCUGUGUCAUAUGUCGACUUAACCAACAAGACCAUGCAAGAAGAUUGCCUUGUUAUAAACGUAUACGUUCCUGAGACAAAUAAGACCAAUCUCCCUGUCCUUGUAGACGUUCACGGCGGAGCCUUUCAUGCUGGAUUCGGAGCAACAUACUCUUAUAAUUCAUUUGCUACGUCAAAUAAUGUUAUCAUAGUUACCUACAACUACCGGAUCGGCAUACUAGGGUUCAUAUGUAUGGGCACAGAGAAUAUUCCGGGUAAUGCUGGCAUGAAAGAUGUAGUUGCAGGCCUUCGGUGGGUGCAACGAAACAUUGCAAGCUUUGGAGGAAACCCUAACGAUGUAACUCUAACUGGCUGUAGCGCUGGUGGUUCGGCAAUUGAUCUCCUGCCUCUGUCAAAUAUAACGAGAGGACUAUUCAAUCAAGUUAUAAUAGACAGUGGAUCAAAUCUUGCUACUUAUGGGGUACAAUCGAAUCCCAUUGAAGUGGCGAAACAACAUGCUGAGUUAUACAAUUUCACAGACUUCCAUAAUUUCGAUGCUGUGGAGCGAUUCUUCUUGACUGAACCAUUUGAUACAUUUAUAAAAAUAAAUUCUAACUGCGGACCAUGCGUAGAACGCGAUGUAGGUGAAGAGAUGUUUUUGACUGAAGCUCCGUACACAAUUUUGAACAGAGGAGAUUAUAUAAAAUAUCCGACGUUGUACGGGCUGAGUGACAUGGAAGGAUUAUUCCCUCAUGAAGCAAUAGAAGUAAUAAGUCAGAUUUUGGAAAGUAACUUCGCAAACUUUCUGCCAAGCGAUUUGCAAUUUAGCAGCGAAGAAGAAAGACAACGCGUAGCUGAAUCAGUGAAGUAUUUUUAUUUCGGGAAUGAAAGUAUUGCAUCAAAUUUUUUGAAACUCGUCGACUUUCAGUCUGAUAUAACUUUUGUAACUUCCAUAUUGAGAACUGUGAAACUGAAUGUAAACGCUGGUCAUAGGGAGUUCUAUUUGUAUGAGUAUUCUUUUUAUGAAGAAGAUGCUGUGAUUAAAGGGGCACCCCAUUGUGCCCAAGCACGGGCUGCGAGAGAUGAAGACGAAACCAACCUUACAGAGGACUACAGGAGGGUUAAGACUUUCAUAAGAGAAUUUUGGUUUAACUUCAUGACUGCUGGAAAUCCAGUAAUCAACGCGACACCAGUCGCCUCAUGGCCUACAGUGGGUCAAAACCGAUCUCCUCAUCUGUCCGUGGGUCGAAGCAUAGAGCUUCGUGGUCCACUAAUGCAGGAACGAGCUGAAUUUUGGGAUGCGAUAUAUGAGCGACACUACAGAGUGCCAGUACCACCUACCAGAGAUUCCGCCAGUUCACUAGCACCAAGAAAUGUUGCAAUUAUAGCAAUUCUUUUAACUAUUUAUACUCUUUUGUAGAUUUAUAAUUGUAAUCAGAUAGUGUACAAUUUAUGACUGUCGUAUUUAGAUAAGUAUUUAUUUUUAUUAAAAAUGAUGUAAUCUUCGA